This is a messenger RNA of Hibiscus syriacus, 2760 nucleotides long. Its product is annotated as probable alpha,alpha-trehalose-phosphate synthase [UDP-forming] 11. Gene Ontology annotation, cellular component: cytosol. Gene Ontology annotation, molecular function: catalytic activity. Bases 70 to 2592 code for a protein of 840 amino acids. The record is from RefSeq and is a predicted model, not a curated record. The transcript has 3 exons. NCBI's taxonomy places the organism in Eukaryota, Viridiplantae, Streptophyta, Magnoliopsida, Malvales, Malvaceae. Gene Ontology annotation, biological process: trehalose biosynthetic process.
UUGAUUUUAACGUGUAUAAAAGUCUGGGUUUUUUUUUGUGUGUUUCUGUUGUUUGAUCAAUCUAUAAACAUGGUUUCCAGUUGUUGUUUAGACCAAUUCAACAUGUUGUCCACCGAUGAUUCCCGAGUCAUGAAUCGGAUCCCCCGAGUCAAUAAGGUCCCCGGGCUCGUCCCUGAAUCGGAAGACGAUGAGCAACAGAGCGUGCCGAGGAAAAGGGUUAUCGUCGUUUCCAAUCAGUUGCCUUUACGUGUCUGGAGGGACGACGACGACAAAGAAUGGCGCUUUGAAUUCGACGAGAACGAUCUCUUGGCUCAGCUGAGAGACGCUUUCCCUCCCGACACGGAGGUCCGGUACGUCGGAACGUUGAAAGCCGACGUCGACGCGGCGGAUCAAGACGAGGUGGCCGGAUUCCUCCGCGAGAAGAUGAGCUGCGAAACCAUAUUCCUCCCCGUCGAGAUGCGCAACCUGUUCUAUCACGGCUUCUGUAAGCACUACCUAUGGCCUUUGUUCCAUUACAUGAUGCCGAAGCCCGGAAGCGACGGCGUACGUUUCGACCGCGCGCAGUGGACGGCUUACGUGUCGGCCAACAAAAUAUUUGCGGACAAAGUCCUUGAAGUCAUGUUCAGAGACGAUGAAGACGGGGACCAUGUAUGGGUGCAUGACUAUCAUCUCAUGGCUUUACCUAGCUUUUUGAGAAGAAGGUGCAACAGGGUAAAGCUUGGUUUUUUUCUACACAGUCCCUUCCCUUCAUCUGAUAUUUACAAAACUUUACCUGUUCGAGAUGACAUUCUUAGAGCUCUGUUGAAUUGUGACAUGAUCGGCUUCCAUACAUUUGAUUAUGCUAGACACUUCUUGUCUUGUUGUAGAAGGAUUCUGGGUUUGCAUUCUGAGUCCAAUAGGGGCCACAUUGCUUUAGAAUAUUAUGGUAGGCCUGUGACCAUCAAGAUCUUGCCUGCUGGGAUUCAUAUGAAGCAGGUUGGAUCUGUCAUCUCCGAGGAACAUACCAUUAGGAUGGUUAAGGAGUUGAGGGAUCAAUACGAGGGGAAGAUUCUGAUGAUCGGCGUCGACGAUUUGGAUUUGUUCAAGGGGAUUCCUGAGAAAUUUGCAGCCGUGGGGGAGCUUUUGGAAAGGAAUGAAGAAUUGAGAGGCAAGGUUGUUUUGGUACAGAUUACUAAUCCGGCUAGGAGUUUAGGCCGGGAUGUGCAACAACUUCUUGAUGAGGCCAAUAGCAUUGCCAGGGAUGUCAAUACCAAGUAUGGGAAACCCGGCUACGAGCCGAUCAUUUUCGUGAAGGGACCGAUCACUACCCUAGAGAAGCUCGCGUAUUACGCGGUGGCCGAGUAUUGUGUGGUGACUCCUGUGAGAGAUGGGAUGAAUUUGGUUCCAUAUAAGUAUACUGUUUGUAGGCAGGGCUGCCCUGCUUUGGAUAAGGCAUUAGGGGUAGAUGAAAACUCACCUCCCAAGCAUAGUGUGAUCAUUGUCUCUGAAUUCAUUGGCUGCUCACCGUCACUGAGCGGGGCGAUCCGUGUCAAUCCGUGGGACAUUACCGAAAUGGCUAGUGCAAUGUGUACUGCCAUUACUUUACCGGACACGGAGAAACACUUGCGCCACGAGAAGCAUUACAAGUAUAUUAGUUCUCAUGAUGUUUCGUACUGGGCUUGGAGUUUCGAUCAGGACCUCGUGAGAGCCUGUAGUGAUCAUUAUCACAAGAGGUAUUGGAGAGUCGGACUUGGUUUUGCAUUUAGGCUUGUUGCCAUGGAGCCUAACUUCAGGAAGCUAAUAGGGGAUACUCUCAACUCUUCCUACAAGAUAACCAGUAGCCGACUGAUCCUUUUGGACUAUGACGGGACAAUGAUGCCGCCGACUUCGGUAAACAAGGGGCCUAGUCAUGAAGUUAUUUCUGUCCUGAAUCGAUUAUGCAGUGACCCGAAAAACGUUGUUUUCAUCGUGAGCGGCAGAGAUCGGGGAACCCUGAGCAAGUGGUUUUCUUCAUGUGAGAAAUUGGGUAUUGCAGCCGAGCAUGGAUUCUUUAUAAGGUGGACUAGGGACUCCCCAUGGGAAACCUCCUGCUCAAUGGACUUGAGUUGGAAAGAGGUCGUUGAACCUAUAAUGCAACUUUACACCGAGACAACCGAUGGGUCGUGCAUCGAGAACAAAGAAACCGGGGUCGUCUGGCACUAUCAAGACGCCGAUCCCGAUUUCGGUUUAUGCCAAGCUAAGGAGCUUCAUGACCACUUGGAGAAUGUCCUGGCCAAUGAGCCUGUUGUUGUUAAAAAGGGGGAACACAUAGUUGAGGUCAAGCCACAGGGAGUGAGCAAAGGCAAUGUCGUAGAAAAUGUGAUCUCAAGCAUGAGGAGCAAGGGCAAGGCACCGGAUUUCCUGCUUUGCAUAGGCGACGAUCGUUCCGACGAAGAUAUGUUCGAGAGCAUCACUCGUUCAUCCGCCAACCCCAUCUUGCCCACCAUAGCAGAGAUAUUCGCAUGCACGGUCGGUCUAAAACCAAGCAGGGCAAAAUACUACGUCGACGACAUUGUUGAUGUCAUCGGACUGCUUCGAGGCGUUCCGGAAGCAGCAUCGGUACAGCCAAGCUGACUUAGAGAAACCAAUAAAAAAAGAGAGAUUACAUCAGGAUUUGUUUAGGGCUAAUGAUAUAGGAAAAACCUUGUGCAGGCUAUACCUUUUAACAGAUUCCAUUACUUAGAAACGCUAUACUUCUGGUUCAUGUUCUUUUAUUAUACUUUUAAAUAUCAAGCACAGUUC